UCUUUGAGAAAAACCAUCCUACCCACCCUUUUCUAGUGGAUAUAUAUUACUCAAGGAACUUCUUUCCCUUUUAACUUUCUUAUAUUUUCUUCUUCUACUUUUUAUAUUUCCAAUCCAAAUUUAUUAAAAUGCUAGGAAUGAACAAGUUUAUUUCAAUGAAGAAAUUAGCCAAGAAGGCUAAGGCAAUAACAAGUCCUACUCAUGAAUACUUUCUUAUUAAGGACAACAAAAGCAAUGAAGAAUGGUCACUUGCUAACCCUAAUUCAACAAUACCAAUAGGGAAUUUAGCCAUCUAUGUGGGGGAAGAACGAGAACGAUUCAUCGUUCCAACGAGCUAUCUUUCUCAUCCAUUGUUCACGAUUUUGUUGGAGAAAACUUACAAUGAGUUUGGGUUUGACCAAACAAAUGGAUUGGUGGUGCCAUGUAGUGUUAAUGCAUUUCAAGAAGUGGUUAAUGCUGUGGAAUGUUGCAAUGGGAAGUUUGAUUUUGGUGAGUUGGUGGAGGAGUUUUUGUAGAUAUUGUUUUAUGAAUAAUAGCAUAGGAAAAUAGAGUUGGAUCACAUUUUGAGUGCCAUCUUAUAGAGUAGCAUGGAGUUUUUUUUAGCAGAAGUCUAUCAGAAACGAUCUUCUUAUACUGAAUAUGUUGUUAUUAUGAUUGUUAUUGUAUGGUACGAAGAAAUGAUCUUAGAAAAUUCAUGAGUUAGAAGAGAUAAUAAAUUAUUUCAAUGUUCAAUUUUCUUGUA
Solanum lycopersicum (tomato) is the source of this 742-nucleotide messenger RNA. Its product is annotated as auxin-responsive protein SAUR26-like. Gene Ontology annotation, biological process: response to auxin. The record is from RefSeq and is a predicted model, not a curated record. Lineage: Eukaryota; Viridiplantae; Streptophyta; Magnoliopsida; Solanales; Solanaceae.